Condylura cristata (star-nosed mole) is the source of this 855-nucleotide messenger RNA. RefSeq names its product putative vomeronasal receptor-like protein 4. Gene Ontology annotation, molecular function: pheromone receptor activity. The transcript has a single exon. Gene Ontology annotation, biological process: G protein-coupled receptor signaling pathway. Gene Ontology annotation, cellular component: membrane. The coding region runs from base 1 to 855 and encodes 284 amino acids. The record is from RefSeq and is a predicted model, not a curated record. Lineage: Eukaryota; Metazoa; Chordata; Mammalia; Eulipotyphla; Talpidae.
AUGGGGCCUGAGAGGAAACCUAUCGACCUCCUCCUCAUCCACUUGGCUUUUGCAAAUACAAUCAUUAUUUGUACCCAGGGAAGAAGAGAUGUGAGCACAUCUCUGGGAAACAUCCUAGGUACUACUGGUUGCAAAGUGGUGAUUUACAUGGGGAGGGUGGCCCGCGGCCUCUCCAUCUGCACCACCUGUCUCCUCAGCGUGGUCCAGGCCAUCACCAUCAGCCCCCAGACCUCGCCCUGCAGAAAGCUCCAGCCCAGGUCUGCAAGGCAAGUGCUUCUCUGUCUCCUGCUCUUUUGGGUCUUCAAUGUCUUGGUCAGCUCUAACCUGCUCCUCUACAUCACCACAGUCCAGAGCUCCAACAGCUCCGAACUGAAACCAUAUAUUCAAUACUGUGACUUGCUCCCCUCUGGGCAAACAGUGAGGUGGCUUUUCCUCAUGCUGAUGGCUGUGCGGGACGUCGUGUUUCAGGGGCUGAUGGGCUGGAGCAGCAGCUACAUGGCCUUUCGCUUGUGUCAACACCAUAAGCGCAUCCUCCACCUGCACACGUCCAGGCUGCCAGGAAAUGCCAGCCCGGAGAUGAGAGCUACUCAGAGUAUCCUCAUGCUCAUGGCCUGCUUCCUUUUCUUCUCUUGGGCAGAUUUCCUUUUCUCCUUCUACAUUGGCACAUUCUUGACAAAUAGCUACAUAAUUUACCGUAUUAAAAUAUUUCUCACCUCUGGUUAUGCGAGUCUCAGCCCCUUAGUGCUGCUGAGCAGGGAUGUCUGCGUGACUAAGUGCUGGGGUGCUCAUUCCAGGAACCAAGACGAUGGAAGUUUGAGGGGUUCCUUGCCUUCAUGUAUGAAACCAUCACACUAG